UUCAACAACCCCUGCCCAGAAUGUCCAAUUCGCUCUCUUUUUCGAACUCUCCCAGACGGAAUUUUACUAAUACGGGUAUUUCCGGCUUGCAGAUGGAUGGUUCCGCGAAAUCUCAGACAUGUGGCCUGGCCAGGCCAUGACCCUGAAGGUCAAGAAGGUGCUCCAUCACGAGAAGAGCAAGUACCAAGACGUGCUCAUCUUUGAGUCUACCGACUACGGCAAUGUCCUCGUUCUGGACAAUGUCAUCCAGUGCACCGAGCGUGACGAGUUCGCGUACCAGGAGAUGAUCACCCAUCUGGCCAUGAACUCCCACCCCGCGCCGAAGAAGGUGCUGGUCAUCGGUGGCGGCGACGGUGGCGUCCUGCGGGAGGUCGUCAAGCAUGAGUGCCUCGAGGAGGCCAUUCUCUGUGACAUUGACGAGGCUGUCAUCCGUCUGUCCAAGGAGUACCUUCCUGGAAUGGCUGCGGGCUUCAAGCACCCCAAGGUCAAGGUCCAUGUUGGCGACGGCUUCAAGUUCCUCGACGAGUACAAGAACGCCUUCGACGUCAUCAUCACCGACUCGUCUGACCCGGAUGGUCCGGCCGAGAGCCUCUUCCAGAAAUCUUACUUCCAGCUCCUCCAUAACGCGCUUCGGCCAGGCGGCGUCAUCACUACCCAAGCUGAGAACCAAUGGCUCCACCUGCCGCUGAUCACCAAGCUGAAGAAGGAUUGCAAGGAGAUCUUCCCCGUGGCUGAGUAUGCCUACACCACCAUCCCGACCUACCCGUCGGGCCAGAUCGGCUUCAUGGUCUGCGGCAAGGACGCCAGCGUUGACGUGAGGGUUCCGCUGCGGUCCUGGUCCAAGGAGGAGGAGGCCAAGUUGUGCAGGUACUACAACUCGGAGAUCCACAAGGCCAGCUUCAUCCUGCCCACCUUCGCCCACCAGGCCCUGAAUAAGUAGAGGGCUACCAAAUGCUGAAAUGCUCGGUUUGCCCGAGGGGUUCUUGGCCGGGAAGGGCCGGCGACUUGGUUGAGCUCUUAUAGGAGCUACCAGGGCCAAAAGGGAUCACUUGUCGGGACCGUGGGGGUUAAUACGCUGUGAAGGAAUAUCAAGGAAACAA
This is a messenger RNA of Phialemonium atrogriseum, 1100 nucleotides long. RefSeq names its product spermidine-3. The transcript has 4 exons. NCBI's taxonomy places the organism in Eukaryota, Fungi, Ascomycota, Sordariomycetes, Cephalothecales, Cephalothecaceae. Gene Ontology annotation, molecular function: catalytic activity. Gene Ontology annotation, biological process: polyamine metabolic process. The coding region runs from base 119 to 940 and encodes 273 amino acids. The record is from RefSeq and is a predicted model, not a curated record.